Messenger RNA from Symbiodinium pilosum, 267 nucleotides. The record is from the annotation of a GenBank genome assembly. NCBI's taxonomy places the organism in Eukaryota, Dinophyceae, Suessiales, Symbiodiniaceae.
GUUGGCCAAAGCACCAAUCGCGGCACUGCGAACGUGGAUGGUAUGACGGGCACUUUUGCUUGCUCGGCCAGGCUGUGGUCCUUUAAGGAACAUCGCAUGAUUCUGCCGGAAGAGCUUAUGGGGAUGCAUGGCCUUUGUGACUAUGACUUUGCAGGCCUGAGUCAGGGUCAGUGCCAUACACUGGUUGGCAACAGCAUGAGUGCAACAACGCUGGCGGUGGCCUUGAUCCCCGUGCUGGCAGCUCUCGACCAAUUUGUGCAGAAGUGA